AUAGUCGAUUGGAAACGUAAAUAUAUGUCCAUAGAAAAAGAUUCACUAAAAAACAAUUGUUUUAUAAAAUAUAACAAUAACACAAUAACCGAGCGAUUUUGAAAAUUAAUUUUAUAUUAUUCGACUCCCAUACUCAUCUUCUAAAAAGGCAAACAUGAUUAUCUGCGGAAAUAUUUAUUUAGAUGAAAUAAACAAAACAUUUGUAAUGCAAUGUGUAAUUUGCGAGAAGAAGUCGAAGGCAUAUACAGAAUUCACAAAACACAUCAAGAAAAAACAUAAAACAUUAGAUGCUGGCGACCAGCAUCAAGAGGAUUUAGUUACCACAACGCCCCCUCCACUGACACUUGUGCCUGUGAAACGGGAGGACGAUUUUGACCCGGAGGAGUAUGAAGAAGAAAAGCCUCUUAUACAAAUUAAACAUGAAAUGGAAAUGGAGAUAUUGGAGGACUUGAGUCAUGUUAAAUACGAUAUAAUUGAACCGGUAGAGACAGCAGCUGUUGAUCCAAUGGCUUUAGACGAAAAGGAAACGUUGGAUAUUGCCGAAAUUACGGACGAUUUUGACAUAAAAGAUGAAGAUUAUGUGCCAGACAAUGACUCCGAGGACGAUUGCGAAAAUUACGACGAAGUGCAAGAUGGUGCAAGUUCUGAGACAGAUGAAGAUGAAGAAAUGCCCGUUUCCGAUAAGUUCAAUCCAACAUUUUUUCGCAAAAAACGCUUUAUCAACGAUUUUCUGGAUUUAUACAAAAGUCAGCCUGUUUUAUGGGAUAUUAAAAAUCCCGACUUUGAAAAUCCUGCUGCCAGAAAGGAAGCGGAAAGGGCUAUGAUAAGAGGCAUGCAAAAGUUUAACAUUUAUAUGAAGUCAUCUACAUUAAAUCGUGCAUUAAACACUGUUCAUAAGUACUGUGCCAUUAUUAAGCACAAUUUAGAAACAGGAGGGCAGAAAAAAAUACCAGAUUUCACUAUGGGCUAUUACAGCAAAUGUGAAUUCCUCAAAGAUCUGAUAAUUAAAAAGAAUAUCUCUGGCGUUCAAGUCUCCAAUAAGACGAAACCACUUGAGUUCAAAGAGACGAACGAAACCACAACAGUAUUUAUUGAAAAUUAUGCAGCACUUCCAAUUCUUUAUGAUGGCGACAAUCCAUCCUACGGUGAUGUUGAUGGCAGGCAAAAGGCAUUAGAACAACUCUCCAACACCCUCAAGACUCAGCAUAAUUUAGAUUUUAAUGAAGAUGCUUUAACAACUAUCAUUGAACAGCUGCAGUCUUGGUACUACAACACUAAGCAACGUAAAGAAAAUAAGAAUAGCAAAAUAAGUAAAUGCGAAGAAAAAUACUAUAAGAGAUGUAAGGCGUUUUUGCCCGCUGAGCGGUUGCGGAAUCGUUUUAUCUGCAGCGUAUGCAAGAAAAAUUUCAACCUUCGUCACAAUUUGCAGUGUCAUCUAUACAAAAUUCAUCAAAUCGGAGAACUGCCGUUUCCAUGUGACCAAUGCGACCGGAAAUUUGAAUCGAAGUUCCAAAUGCAUGCUCAUGUACAGAGAAUACACGUUGGAAAAACAUACCCUUGUAAAUUCUGUGAUAAAAAAUUUGCGGUUCCAUCGGAACUAAGGAUACAUACAAGCAUUCAUUCGACCGAGAAACCACACACAUGCGAGUUAUGCGGCAAAUCAUUUAGACUGAAGGUACAACUUGGAUACCACGUUACGGCAAUUCACACAAAAAUUCGAGCUUUUAAAUGCAAUAUGUGUCCCAAAGAUUUCCUCAAGAAACGAGAUUUAACCGAUCAUAUAAAAUCACACCUAAAUAUCAGAGAUAAAAUUUGCGAGACAUGUGGAAAAGGAUUUUCCAACUGCCACUCCUUAAUACGACAUCGUCAAAUUCAUUCAGAAGUUAAGAAGUUUGCCUGUAAACUGUGCGACGCCAAGUUUCAUCAAUUUGUAGGGCUCAAUGGUCAUAUGAAACGAACACAUAAUAUUGUUAAGAAACCAGCAUAAGAAGUAUCUAAAAUAAAGAAUUGGGUAAAUAAAGAUAGAUUUUUCCAAAUA
Molecule: messenger RNA, 2038 nt
Organism: Stomoxys calcitrans (stable fly)
Lineage: Eukaryota; Metazoa; Arthropoda; Insecta; Diptera; Muscidae
Product: zinc finger protein 141-like
Exons: 4
Coding region: 155-1987 (610 amino acids)
Biological process (GO): regulation of DNA-templated transcription
Molecular function (GO): DNA-binding transcription factor activity, RNA polymerase II-specific; RNA polymerase II cis-regulatory region sequence-specific DNA binding
Source: RefSeq, a predicted model, not a curated record